Messenger RNA from Symbiodinium natans, 4398 nucleotides. The record is from the annotation of a GenBank genome assembly. NCBI's taxonomy places the organism in Eukaryota, Dinophyceae, Suessiales, Symbiodiniaceae.
AUGGCAACAGAGGCUUCGCAAUCGUCGGGACACUCUCCCUCGGAGAACACAGGCUCCCUACAGCUGCCAUGGCAUGCCAUUCCACGCUUCACACCAGGAACCACAGAUGUUACAGAGUACAGUGGCAAACUGGAGUUUCUUGCGGCUAUGUGGCCUCGAGAGCACAUGGCUCUUCUGGCCCCGCGUGCAGCCCUCUUGACAGAGGGAACUGCGUUCAAGAAAGUCUCGAAGCUUGAUGCGGCAAAACUGAAGUCUACCGACGACUCUGGAAUCCGACUUUUGGUGUCUACCCUGGGAGGGUCCUGGGGCAAGACAGCGCUGGAGACCAAGUAUGAUUGCUUUGAGAAGGCGAUUUACGGCACCUUGCAGAAGAGCGAUGAGUCCAACGACAGUUAUUUGGCCCGGCAUGAUGUUCACUUCGAGGAGCUUCUAUCCCAAGGCAUCAAACUCGAGGAGGUUCGAGCGUACAUCUUGUUGCGACAGUCACAGUUGUCAUCCGAGGACCGGAAGAAGAUUGUGGUAGAGAUGGGAGGUACCUUGAGCUACGAGAAGGUAUGCAGUGCCAUUCGUUUGCUGGGAUCGAGGUUCUUUGCUGACCUUCAAGGCCACAGGACAGCCAGAACGAAAGUGUACGACGCCAACUACGUGGAAGAGCCAACUCCUGAGGACACCGAGCGAGCCUUUCAGGCCAGUGUGACAGGACACGUGGAGGAAGCCGAGACAGAGCUCGACCAGGAGUACCUUGACGCGCUCAUCGCCGCGGACGAUCCCGAUGCCACCCAGAUCCAAGCAUUCGAGGAGGAACUUGAAACCUUCUUCCAAGAUGUGCCAGCCUUGCAAGAUGCACUUGUGAGUUACCUUGAAGCGCGAGGCAGACUUCUAGCCAAAAAACGAUCUCGCGGCUUUUGGCCCAUCGCCAAAGGCUCCAAGAGUGGUGGCAAGCCGAGCAAGGGCGCCGGCAAGCACAAAGGAAAAGGAUCCAAGGAAGCACUUCUUCAGAGGAUUGCGAAAAGCCACUGCCGCAAUUGCGGGCAGCGUGGGCAUUGGAAGGCUGAGUGUCCUCGCAAAAUCAAUGCCGCUACCAAGAAUGCUGGGGAGACGUUGAAUGUUGAGGAGACGUUCGCCACCGAGACCAUCAUGCCAAAUGACCCAGAGGUCAUGUCAAGCGUGCCCGAGGAAGCGCUUUCCUUGGAAGAGGUUGCCCUCCCGCAAGACUCCCCUGCGCAUGCUCCCAAGUCCCAGGAUCCCACCUCGACCUACACAGUCGAACAAUUGGAAUCCCUGGACAUGCAGACUCUAGGGCAGUUCCAAGUGGAUUUUGGAAAGAAGAUGGUCGGAAAGACCUUCGCAGAGGCCCUGGAGAGCAGUCCCGAAUGGGGCAAGUGGUGCUGCGAUCAUCUUCAGGACAGUGCCAAAGUGAAGCAUCGUGCUCUGCUGAUCUACAUUCGCAAGUAUGUCGAACAGGCAGAGGCAAUCGAGGCCGUGCUGCAAAGCUCACCUUCGGACACAGAUCCACACGAUCCCAGGACCCGGGGCAGCUCCGCCAAGGCAGCGCCCAAGAGCAAGCCCAAGGUGGCCGCGAAGCCAUCGCAAGCUUCCGCGGAAGACCCGUGGGACGUGAUCUCAGCGAUCGAGCCAGACGGUUCAGUCGUGGAGGAUCAGGUGAACGCCCUCGCUGGCCGGAUGAAUCACAUGGAACAGAUCAUGGAGCAGGUCCUCGGGGCAAUUCAGCAGCUGCAUGUGCACUGGGAUAAGCAAGAGGUGGAAGACCAUGCCCGAAGCCUUGUCCAACGGCAAGCCACAGCAAAUGAGCUGAAGAGAUUCCUGCGUUCUGUGCCCUGGCACCUGCUGGAUGCAUCGCCUGCAAGCUUGACCGCGUCCUCUCCGACAGAUACCUUGAAGGAACCCGCCUAUCUUACGUUUGGCUCUUUUCGGCAUGGGGGUGUUCAGGGAAUUACUCGGGUGUCAAAAGAGUUCCCCUGGGUAACGCAAGCUCUUACUCGUGUUCUUCGGUUGACGGACCCUCAGCAUCCCUUCACCACCGUGGCCAUAUCGUGCAACACCUCUGCCCCACCGCAUCGCGAUGUCCAUAAUCUUUCGGGGACCUCCAACUUAGUGGUUCCUCUGAACUACCCGUCCAACGGCGGAGAAGUGUGGUCUGCAGACAAGGCGCAUCCUCACCAGAGGGAGCACGUUGUCGAAUGCAAUCGUCAGCCACUGGUAGGCUUUUCAUUGAAGACAGCGGAAAGAGCAUCUGUGAGUGAUGCAGAGUGGCUUCGACAACAUGGUUUUCCGGAGUCAGCCGAUGCGCCCGCCAACUGUGUAGAUGAGCGUCCCAAUUCUGAACUGCCAUCUCCUCUCCGAUGCGAGCUGACAACUGCUUCCUCACUGACGUCUUCCGAUGUCACCAGCAUUGCCCAAGAUGCUGCCGUGGCCUGUGCCAAUGCGUACGCACGUGCCGAGGACGCUGCCUGGGCUGUCUACCAAGAUUCCCAACUCAGUUACGGGGUUCCGAAAGGAAAGCAGUUAGAUCUCUUAGAAGUGUAUGCCUAUGACAACAGCCAACUUACGUCAUGGGUCAAUAGGCUAGGAGGUAAAGCAAGACGCUUCACAAGAACCGAUGGGGACCUUUCGUCUCCAGAGGGUCAACGACGGUUAUGGGACAUCAUUCAACAGGAACAGCCCAGGCACAUCUGGAUGGCUCCUGAGUGCCGUCUCUGGUGCUCAUGGACCAACCUUCACUUUGCCAGACACUUUCCAAUCACUUGCGGGCCGCCGGCGCUGAUCCAUCGCUUGUUCAAGCAGCGCUCGAGUACCAGUGUGAUUCCUGCCUGGAAUCUGUGGAGCCUCGACUCCAACGUCCAAGCAAGCUCUCUGCUGGAGUUGCGAUGCAUGGCGCGCAAAGCGUUCUGGGAGGCUGACAACUCCCAAACGAUACGAAGGGCAAUGCUUCGCCGAUCGCAUCCCAUGAGAGGUGGAGCCAAUGCGUUCCGCGAUCUCAUGGAUUCUGCCGUGCCUGAAGCCGCAGCCCCUUCCGUGCCUUCUGCCCUGCCAAGCAGUGAAGCUGUUGAUCCAAUGAGUGUUCCUGUUCCUGAGUCGGAUGAUGGACUGGUUAGCGAAAACAUUUUUCUAGCUUGUGAAAAUAUUGGAAUUUCAGAGGCAGACGGUAAUGAACUUGUUGCUUUUACGCACGUGGAGACGUCUGAGGAAGCGCAGGGUCCACCCCUUGCUGAAGACGGGUUUCCCUACAUCACACAACCCCUUGAAUGUGGAGAGCAACAAGCUUACUGCUUGGAAAUACCAAUGAAUGCCAAAAACUAUCGCAAAUGUCUCCGUGAAGAUGCCCGAGAGCAGAUGACUCUCUUAGCUUCCAUCAGCAAACGAUCCCGGUCCGAAGUAUACCUCAAAGACCUCAAUGCCCAGGAACGCCAGCUUUUUGCUCAGGCCAAAGAUAAAGAGAUUCAGUGUUGGUUACAGACUUCUGCCAUCAAAGCUGUUCUAAGGUUAGUGGUGUUAGGCUACCAAGAUCCAAAGCUGGUUGAGGUCAUGCGGGACGCGCCCACGCUUUCCCGCGAAGGGCGUGCUGUGGUCUUACAAUCCGUGGACGACGGUGUUGGAGGGGGAGACACGAAGUUCAAUGCAAAACUACAGGAGCUGGAAAAGAAACUCCCUUUUGGAAGUAGAAAGUAUCGUGACUUUGUCUUUACGGGGAUUCACCUUCAACAGCUUCCCGACUUUUCCAUAAGAGCGUCCCAAAGUAGUUAUGUGCGCAACAUUCCUCAGAUCGACAUUGGUCGUCCUCGGCGUAUGACUCCAGAAGCUCAGAUCAAUGAGUCUGAGCGAUCCAAGCUACGUGGUCUUGUGGGCAGUCUUCAGUAUGCGGUCACGCAUACUCGACCUGAUAUCGCCGCGAAACUAGGUGAAGUCCAGAGCCAGAUCACGCAAGCUACCGUGCAGACUCUCCUGUUGGCCAAUAAGGUCUUGCGGGAAGCCCAGGAGCAUCAUGCGGUAUGCAUUUACUUCUUACCCAUCACACCGAGUGAGCUCACAUUUGUCUCCUUUGGCGAUGUUGGCCAUGCCAUCAUGCGAAGAAUACAGGACCACAUUAGAGGAUACAUUGGACAUGCACGCUCUGUGGCCACGAAGGUCCACAAGGUGCGGGAGGGUCAGGGCUUAGCUUACCGCUGGGCGGCACAUGGGACUUUGAGAGCUGGCGGCAAAAGGGGGCAAUCCUUGCAGAGUACAGGGUACUUGAUCUCCUUUAUUCUGGCGAUAUUCAUCACUGUUGCAGGGCAGCAGUUAUCUUUCAUCUUCAGAUUGCAGGGCAAUCUAACGGAACUUUCAGUUCCAUCAGGCUUCGGGGAAGCCCUUGAUCUACCAGUGGGAAUUCUUGAUUGA